GGGCUUUGCAGGAAGAGGAUCCACCUAUGAUGUCAGCUCUGAAGAAGGUGUUGCCAGGCAUACUGAAGAAGCAUUGCUGUAUCAUACCAGACAGGAACACAGGUGUCAAGCGGUUGCUGAUGAAAUUGAAGAGCAGGGAGAUAUACUCAGACCAGCAGUAUUCAUGGUCGCCCACGCAGUACUUCGAUGAGGACAGCUACUCCCCUCCACCCAGGAACAUGAAGGGUCUCUCUGGCGGCCGCCCUGCCCAGCUCCAGCUCACCUCUCCCAUCUCAGCCCACACCUGCGGCCUGGCUGAAUGCGACCAUGCCCUGGACCAUCACCUCCACUAUAGCAACUCACGCCCCCCCUCCUACCUCCUUAGCCCCACAGAGAGCUGCCCCCUUGAGAGUCACCACCGCUGCUCCCCGCGGAGCUCCAUCCACUCUGAAUGCAUGGUCAUACCAGUUUCCAUGUCGGCCACGGACCAUUCCAUGUCUAGUAGCACUUUCCCCCGCAUGCACUACGGCAGCGCAACGCGGGAAAGCGGGGGCAACAACUCUGGCAGCAGGGACCCCCGAGAUGACGGUGGAUCGUCCUCGCACGGUGGCAGCGGCAAAAUGAACAGAAUCCCAGCAAACCUCCUCGACCAAUUUGAGAAGCAGAUGCCGCUGCACCGGGAUGGCUUCCACACGCUGCAAUACCAACGCACCUCCACUACAACCACGACUACAGAGCAACGCAACGAAAGCCCGGGGAGAAUACGCCACUUAGUCCACUCUGUACAGAAGCUCUUCACAAAAUCGCACUCACUGGAAGGUUCCUCAAAGAUGAACGGCACCAAAGGCGACUCGCAGCGGGACAACUCGCACCACCACCAUCACCACCACCAAGGCCACCAUAAACACAGCAAACGCAGCAAGAGCAAAGAACGUAAAUCUGAAGGAAGCGGCAAGCAGCGCUCAGGAGGUUGGUGGAGUUCGGACGACAACCUGGAUAGUGACAGUACGUACAGAACACCCAGCGUCAUGUCACGGCAUCCUGUGGAGCACAUCGGCCACUGCUACCCUGACUCGAUACAUAGCCACCUAGCUGGAGACCUGUCCCUCAAGACAUCCAAGAGUAACAACGAUGUCAAGUGCUCAGCCUGCGAGAGCAUCAGCAUGGCGCCAGAGGGAAAGUUCAUGAAGAGGAGCUCCUGGUCAACGCUGACGGUUAGUCAAGCCAAGGAGGCCUACAGGAAGUCCUCACUCAACCUGGAGAAGCCCAUGACACCCAGCGACCUCAAGCCCAACAUCAGGCCCUGCCACUAUCUUCAGGUGCCCCAGGAUGACUGGGGAGGUUACCCUGGCGGCGGGAAGGAUGAUGAGAUCCCUUGUCGUCGGAUGCGGAGCAGCAGCUAUGUUAAAGCCAUGGGGGACGAGGAGAGCGGAGAGUCGGACUCCAGCCCCAAGACAUCGCCUCAGAAGGUGGUGCGGCCCGACGCCCUGGUCAAAGCCAUCAUCAGACCCAGGGAACUGCUGGACUCCCACAGUCAGAGCUACCACUUGCAAGCCACCAGGGACGUGCACCCAAGCAUUGCCCUGGAUCCCUCUGCCAACUACAACUCUCCCAAGUUUCGCUCCAGGAACCAGAGCUACAUGCGGGCAGUCAGCACCCUCAGCCAGGCUAGCUGUGUUAGCCAAGUGAGCCAGGUGAGUGAGACAGAAAUAAACGGCCAGUUUGAAUCAGUGUGCGAGUCGGUGUUCAGUGAGGUUGAAUCCCAGGCCAUGGAGGCGUUGGAUCUGCCCGGCUGCUUCAGAACUCGGAGUCACAGCUACCUGCGAGCCAUCCAGGCCGGCUACUCCCAGGAUGAUGACUGCAUCCCCCCCAUGGCGUCCAGCGUCGCCUCCACCAUCAGGGCUACCACAGGGAUCCAGUUCUGCCUCCCCUCCACCUGCAGCAUUGAUCGGAUCCCCCAACAAACCCCAGCCAUCACCUACACAUCCAACUACAAGAAGACCCCUCCUCCACCGGUCCCGCCCCGCACCACCUCCAAGCCCCUCAUCUCCAUCACGGCCCAGAGCAGCACCGAGUCCACCCAGGACGCCUACCACGAGGGGAGGCACCCUCACGGCGGCAUGUGGGCCCCUGACGGCCUCUGCCUGGGGCUCAACCCGGGCAGGGGCCUCUACAACUCCACCGACAGCCUGGACAGCGCCAAGGCUGUGACCAUCGCCAUGGAGGCGGCCGGAGUCAUGUCUGGAAAACGACACCCGUCCACAGACAGCCACAGCUCGGUGCUCACCUGCGACAAGGCCAUCCUGGUGUCCAGGGCUGAGGAGUACCUGAAGACCCCCAGGUCUUCUAUAGGAAUACAGGUGGAAGCAGCCACGGACUCUGAAUCUGAAAGCAAAGGUUUGCGGGAGUACCACUCCGUUGGGAUCCAGGUGGAGGACAAUAAGAAAGGACAGGGCAGGUUCAAGCGCUCCAACAGUGUGACUGCAGGUGUGCAGGCCGACAUGGAGCUGGAGGGCUUCCCCACCAUGGAGGACAAGGGUCUGCAGUUCGGUGGGGGCUUCCAGCGACAAUCGGAGCCCAGCACGCCCACCCAGUACGGGGCGGUACGGACUGUACGUACCCAGGGGCUCUUCAGCUACCGCGAAGAUUACCGUACCCCCGCUGAACCCGCCAGCCCCAGGGAGACCACCAGCGAGGCCCCCUGGCAGCUGGAGCCCCCCUCCCCGAGGGAGAGCGCGGCCUCACCGGGCGAGUCUGGCAGGGUGCCCCCCUCCCUGAGGAGGGACGGGAGCUGGUUCAUGCAGCUGCUGCACACAGAGACCAAGAGGAUCGAGGGCUGGUGUAAGGAGAUGGAGGCCGAGGCUGAGGAGAACGACCUGACGGAGGAGAUCCUAGGCAAAAUCCGAAGUGCGGUGGGAAGCGCUCAGCUGCUCAUGUCUCAGAAAUUCCAGCAGUUCUACUGGCUGUGUCAGCAAAACCUGGACCCCAGUGCGAUGCCGCGGCCCACCUCUCAGGACCUGGCCGGGUUCUGGGACCUCCUGCAGCUCUCCAUCGACGACGUCACCAUGAAGUUUGACCAGCUGCAGCAGAUCAAGAACAACAACUGGAGGAUCUUAGAGAGCCCGGAGAAGAAGGUGAGGGAUCCCCCCUACACUGAACCCAAACAAGGCCCACCGGCUCCUGUACCAAAGAAGACAAUUCGACAGAGGAGUUUGGUGACACGGGAGAAAUCCCUGGACCUCCCGGACCGGGGGCGGCAGGAGGCCCGUCGGCGGCUCAUGGCAUGCAAGCGCGCGGCCUCCUUCCGGCAGAACUCAGCCUCGGAGCGAGCAGACAGCAUCGAGAUCUAUAUUCCCGAGGCUCAGACUAGACUUUAAAGAGACGGGGUCCAGGGUCGACACGUCUCCCUGCGCCCACGUUCAAACAACUUUAAAACUAGCCUUUUUUCUAGACUGCUACUCUCUCUACUCUUCCUUUCUUCAUCUGUUGUCUGAUCUCAAUAGCCAUCCUCAGAGCCCAUCGCCAACCCCAUUGGUCUGUAGGAUGUGCCGAGCCUCUUCUCCCAUUGCCAGGAUAAGUGUUAGCAGAAAUGUAUGUCUGACAUGGGUUGGUUGGGUUUCUCCUUGGUUUGCUGGGCGUUGUGAUCCCCAGCCUACACACUCUCUCAUCCAAUGUCCUGGAUGGGUAAGGCUGUAGUUUUUCAGCAUUUUGCAAAGUGCCAUUUAAAAAGUGCAGCUUUGAAAACCUACCAGCAACCAGGCCUUUGAGCUAAAACGAGUAAAUGAGAGAAACUAUAAUUUAUUUAAAGUUCAAAAAUUGUCAAAGUGAGUUAACCCUUCAGUAUUUUUCAAUAAUUUAAGUUUUUUCUUGUUUCUCUGGUCUUUUUUGGGGGGUAAAUGUUAAUUACAAGCUAAAUAUCACAAAAUUGUUGUAAGUUCAAACACUUUGAAAAGUGCCAAUGCUUGAAAUACCUCAACUACGUGCAUGUGGCACUGAUCACCCACUCAAGGUUAUUCAGGCAGCCCUUAUAAGCUCUGGACUGGUCAGUGUUGAAAAAUGCAGCUCUCUACUCAAUCUGGUUGUGGUCAAACGUUUUUUCUGGGUCUGGAUUGGUGGAAGGACUACAUCUGUCAGCUCAUUAACAUGCACAUCUCAAAAAACGUUCCUAUAUAUCUCAUUGCCAACUUUCUAAUAUCGACAUUUACUUGAAGCUGAAAACAUGCAAGUCUUGUGCCAACAUUUUCAUUCUGUCGAUGCAGUAGAAAAAAAACUAUGAAGGUUUGUGUAACUCCUUAGAUCAAAAUGUGUAGACAAAUGCACUUAUGCACUUAUUACAAAUCUCUCUAUUUCCAAGGGAAAUGUACAUACCCACAUUCACAAUAGUACUGUUGUAUUUUUGAAUUGUGAGCGGGAAGAAUAUUCAUCUUUUAUUUUAUUUUGUUCUCUUGUUCACUUCUUGUCUGCUCUCUCUAUUGCUUUUGACAAGUCUAGAUUUGUUGCAAAUAUCAAUCACAUGAACACACAACAAAAAACUGCUGUGUUUUCAUCUAAUAAACCUCUCUCAGGCCCUUUCAAGUCUCAGCCACAGUUAAUCAGGAGUGAUAGGAAAACUGCCAAAACAAAAUAUCUGCAUAUGAGUUUCAGUCACCCAAGAAGUGAUUUGUAAUCUUCAUAUUCCUGGAAAGGUUCUGUGUAGAUAAAAGUCCCCUGAAGAACUAUCAUAACUGCAUUCACCAGGCAAGGUUGGAAAUGAAUGAAGCUAAAAUGAUGCGAGCAGCAAGUCCCAAAUAACUUAAACAUCACAAGUUUGUUGAAACACAUAAGGAAUAAGAUAUUGUCUGUGGCUGUGCAGACCAGUGUGUGAUGUUGUGUCACAAUAUGAUGGAUUAAUUUGAUACAUUUGACUUUGAAUCCCAUCAUAGUUUUGAGAUCAUAGUCAAUUGCUCCAGCUCCUCUUGUGUUCAACCUUAGCCUACACACAGGGCUAAGUGAAGGUUUCCACAUUAUAUUAAAACAAGUUGACUACACAAACAAAUCUUGUUUGUAAUUAGUUACACACAAACUACUUGCAUAUACUAACUGGCUCGUGUAACUAGCCCAACCUAGCUAACUGAACCAAAUGGCAAGCUAAUUUUAGCUUGGUAACAUACAGUAUGACACAUUUAGCUUGAGUAGUAAAAUACUUAAUAUCAAAUAGGUUGACAUUUCUUCAAUGUCUUUUAUCAAUAAGGUAAAAUAUUAACA
Molecule: messenger RNA, 5223 nt
Organism: Trematomus bernacchii (emerald rockcod)
Lineage: Eukaryota; Metazoa; Chordata; Actinopteri; Perciformes; Nototheniidae
Gene: dlgap2a
Product: discs, large (Drosophila) homolog-associated protein 2a
Exons: 14
Coding region: 27-3356 (1109 amino acids)
Biological process (GO): signaling
Cellular component (GO): postsynaptic specialization; glutamatergic synapse
Molecular function (GO): molecular adaptor activity
Source: RefSeq, a predicted model, not a curated record